Exophiala aquamarina CBS 119918 is the source of this 4041-nucleotide messenger RNA. RefSeq lists its product as uncharacterized. NCBI's taxonomy places the organism in Eukaryota, Fungi, Ascomycota, Eurotiomycetes, Chaetothyriales, Herpotrichiellaceae. Bases 1 to 4041 code for a protein of 1346 amino acids. Gene Ontology annotation, biological process: protein desumoylation. The record is from RefSeq and is a predicted model, not a curated record. Gene Ontology annotation, molecular function: SUMO-specific endopeptidase activity. The transcript is spliced from 6 exons. Gene Ontology annotation, cellular component: cytoplasm; nucleus.
AUGCGGCCCAAAUGGACAGAGGCUCUAAUUGAUGGCUUCCAGAGUGUGAUUUCCACCUGGAACGCAGCCAAUUCCGACCCCCCCUCCAGAUCUGGAUCUAAAUCUAGAUCUGGUCCGGCUGGUCAACAACAAAACAACCACAAGCCUCCUUUGGCCGUUUCUCAUGCCUCCAGCUCAACCGGAUCCCGGGCUCAAAUGCCCUCUAAUCGUUCUGCCAGACAAGGCAAACACACCCCGAUAAAAGACUUCCUGAGCCUGCAUGACAAUGCUGAAUGUGAUCCCAUUGCAAUUGACAGUGAUGAAGAAGACAGUCACUCCCACCACACCUCCCGCAAACCCUCCCCACAACUACCUUAUCAAGCACGCCCGAGAACCUGCCGGACAAGAUCGGAAUCAAGAGAAGAGUCGAAGUUGCUUCGGACAUUGUCGCACCGCGAACCCGACGCAACGGCCAUUCAAGAUCCCAUGAAGAACCCUGCUUUCUUGGGUGGGCAUAGGCCAGUCAAUACUUUGAACAGACCACCAACGAGUUCUAGAUCAGCCUUUUUCCAGGACAAAACAACUCCUCGUCGCGGAACACGGCAACACCAACCCUUAAAUGGCUCUAAGCUCAACGAUGAGCCACGUGCAAAUGACCACACCAUUCCAAACAAGAAAUUCAAAUCUGCUCAUCCAACCUGGCCAGGCACCGCCUCGGCCUCGGCCUUCAACUCAAAUAAUGGCCAUUAUAUUGAUGAUUCGGCUGACGAAUUAGGGUUAAGUCCACCAUCAAAUGAUGGGACGAGAACGAUCGCCCAAUCACAAAGACAUCAAGUCCAAGGCCCUCGAAACGGGGCCGUGACGGGGAGGCAACGGGUGGUUUCCCUCGAAGUCCCCAAUUAUGUGUCCCCUUCGCCAGAACAUGAAGAUGACUUCACCAAAAAUUCCGCGAGGCAAAGAAAAGCUGAGAAAGAUGACAUACUCGGCAAUUCGUCUCCAAAUUCGAGAGAGGAGCAUUCAACGCAAACAGUUUCCCCUUACUUCGCUAGGUCUGAGGCAAUAUCAUCUCUUCGACGCAAGAUUCAGAAGCAGGACGAGCAACGGAUACUGGUGGACGAGAGUGUGGAUAACUUGAAACCAAAUUACCAUACAUCAGUAAACACGCCUAAGAAGGAGUUGGAGGGACAUGAAAUACUCGACAAACUCAUUCAUGGUAAUACGAAGAGCACAAAUAUCUCAAAACCUGCAAAGCGCCGACAUAACAAGAACCGAUCUUCACAAUAUUCUUUCUGCCUCAAAGAGGUGGUGUUUUCUAGUCUCGACAAUUCCGGUGCCUAUAUCGUCCAGGUGGACUUCGAGUCAGAAAAAUUCUGUAUCAACCUAGAGGAUUGCCUACUGUCCGAAGAACCAGUUUUGACGCCUUUCUCAAUAAACAAAAUCGUUCAGCUGCGAUACGACAACGAGAGUCUCGUCAACAUCCGAUUCUCGCGGAGUGACGAUCUUCAGAAAUCGUUGUAUCUCAGAUUUUCAUCGAAAGAUUCAGCCACCGCUUUCAUAAAUCUUCUGCGAGAAAUCACAUCCGCCUUCAACUUACAAAUACGGCAUCAGCAAUGGAUGGAGACAGCACUCGCACGAGCGAAAGAUGCUCUAGCCAAUUCCUACGUGCACUUGGAGAAAGAGGGCACGAAAUCUGACAGCGUUGCCCCUAGUCAGUUGCCUUCGCCAAAGAUGAGCACAACAGGAAAGAGACAGCGCUUGGUUGACCGGCUUGAUGCACCCACUGCAAACUUUCGAACACAGACUAUUGUCUCCGGAGUAGAACGCGGUUCUGGAGCGCAGCCAGAUAUCACAGUUGAGAUAGCACGAACCCGAGAUGGAGUGAGCUUACCGCAUGCCGUUCCUCAUAAGCCCCUAGAGAGCGUUCAGCAGAGUGACCCGCAACAAAGGACAAGACGUUCCCAAAAUCAUGAACAGAAAGAGAAACUCAAGGUACUGGAAGCUGAAGAAACAACCAAAAUUCCCCUAUCUGCGACUGGUGCAUUGGGGCCCCCUUGGUCUCGCGAUCUCGUCUACCCUAAACCCGGGAAACGAUCUGCUACAGUGCCUUUCGAAGAUCUGAGUCGUCUUGAUGAUGACGAGUUUCUCAACGAUAACCUUAUAUCGUUCUUCAUGCAAUACCUUGAAACUUACAUGGAAACAACAAGACCAGAGCUCUAUAAACGAACCUAUUUCUUCAACUCAUAUUUUUUCGAACGUUUGACAAAGAAUGUGAAAGGAAGAGGGAUCAACUUUGAAGCUGUUGAGCGGUGGACCAAGUCGAUCAACAUUUUCAAUCGCGAUUUCGUGGUCGUUCCUGUCAAUGAAAACUUGCAUUGGUAUCUGGCCAUCGUUUGCAAUCUUCAAAAUCUUGUUCCACCUCAAGAUGAAGACGGAGAUCCCACCGAGGUCAGGCCCAACCCAAAGCCAGAAAUGCAGAGUUGUGAUGAAGCUACCGGGCAUCUACCACACGUCCGCUCAGAUUUGGGCAUGGAGCUCGAAUAUCAUCCCAAGGCACCUGCAGAAGAGACCCAACAUUCACUAGCUGGUCUCACCAUCAGUGACAAUGAAUUCAGCGUGACUGAGAUGGCGCCAUCAUAUCCCAAAAAAGGGUCCACUAAACGGAAACAAAUCCGUAGAUCUUUGCCUAAAAUUCCACUCGACAAGCCUGUGAUUAUUACCCUAGACUCACUUGGCGCUUCACGCUCUAGCACAUGCUCCAUCCUCAAAAGCUACAUCUUAGCUGAAGGAAAGGCCAAAAGAAAUCUUGAUAUUGAAAUGUCUGCUAUACAGGGAAUGACAGCCAAAGGCAUCCCGACACAGAGGAAUUUCAGCGACUGUGGCCUGUACCUAUGCAUGUAUCUCGAGCAAUUUGUGGCAAAUCCCAACGAAUUCGUGGCCAGGAUACUGCAGCGCGAAGAAAGUGCUCAGUCGUGGCCAAGCGAGAUUCGAAGCGAAGAUCUCAGAUCCAGGCUUCGAGACCUGAUUCUCGAGGUUCACCGACGGCAAGAGAAGCAACAGUCCGACUACGAACUGCCGGAAGUUGGUAGCAUCAUGAUUCCAAGACGAGAUCACUUGCCUGAAUCGGAGGCGGACCGCCGUCAAAUAAUGAAACAAGAUGUUGAGCAGGCGAGACAAAGAUUUGUUGGACUGAGACAAGCUCACCAACGGACGUCUGAAGUUCUUACUUGUGAAGAUCUUCCAGAUCGGCAAAGCAGGAGCAAAGAUCAAUCGGCAAAACAAGACUUCGUCCAAAAUGAUAACACCGACCUUGGUCGCAGACGGCCCCACUCACCUACUCUCAUUCAACGAUCACAGGGACAACACAUGGUGAAUGACCGCGAUGAUGAAUACGAAGUUAAUAAUGCUUAUCUGGAGAUUCCAGAUUUGACUCCCUCGAUCAAUGAAUCUACCACGGCUGGGCCUCUACACAAUACGCCUGGAGAACUCGUUGCUGCCCUGCACCAUCAAGACGAGGAGCUUGAGAGCAACAAGCGACGAGGUCUCAGCGAAAAUAGUACGCACAAACGAUCAGAUAGCGCGUCCACAGACUUCUUGAGCGGGAUAGAUAGUUGGGCCCACCACGCCUCACCCAGUGCAUCACCACGAGAUGCAAAAUCGAAAAAGCCACGUAACCAAGAAGCAGACGUGGUUGAAAUCGAGGCAAUUCCGGAGCCACAACUGCCUCCGGAUGGAGGCUUGACCCUGCCGAAGAAGCGGAUUGCCAGAAAAAGGAAACGACAUGAAUCCCAAAAAAUAUCUGACCUGGAACCUCUCGGCCAUCUGGGACCUUCUAAGCCACAGGAGUCAGAACAUGUUCAGCGUGAAGUGCAUGGCGACAUGGAAUUUCGACAAAGCCUAAAACAUCAAGGAGAGAUGCAACGAUUACUCGAGCUGGGAGCAAUGCAGGAGCAUGUUCGAAUUCCCAGCCAGCAUCAAGCGCCCAGAGAGGUUUAUAACGGCCCGAGAGAAAUCGAGAAAGACACAGGAGGUGAGGAUUCCGAUGAUUCAAUGCUUCUGCAAUGA